Molecule: messenger RNA, 2878 nt
Organism: Triticum dicoccoides
Lineage: Eukaryota; Viridiplantae; Streptophyta; Magnoliopsida; Poales; Poaceae
Exons: 4
Coding region: 334-2556 (740 amino acids)
Source: RefSeq, a predicted model, not a curated record
CGAGCGUCGGUCGUUUUCUCCCGCAGCGACCCACCCCCGGCUGGACACCCGCAAACCCUCGUCGACUGUUCUCCGCCCGCCGACGAGGCGAACCACUUCGCCGCCGGCGUCUUGGCCCGCUGUCGGCGUUAGCUUCCGCCUCGGGUUCGCCUCCUAAGGCAGCGCCGCCAGUGGCCGUGCUGACUGCAGCGCAGAAGGCGUUCUGCUCCAACCCGGCGCCCCCCUACCGAGGACGCACUCCCAAACCCUCGCCGGCCGCUGUAACUUCUCUUUGUACCACAUACCCCCUUCGUCCUUGUCUCCAUCCAUCUGCACUGAGAGCGAAUUAGGGCAAUGGAGUUCUCCGUCGAGGAGGAACCGAGGUCGGGCGCGCCCCUGGCACUCGGGCUCGGGGAGGACGCCAUGGAGGCGGUAAGGAGAGCUUUCCCGGGUCAGGAUUUUGCUAUUGAUGUGGUGAACCGAGCUUUCGGUCGGCGGAAUCCGGCGGAGCGCAGCCAACAAGAUUCCUCUGCCUGUGGUAUCAGUGGAGCAUGUACAUCGGAAAAGCCUAUGGAUUUGGAGCAGGUGGAGAACGCUGGGAAGAGCUGUGCGCAACAGGAUCCCUCUGCCUCAGAAAUGCAGUUGAGAUCUCAGGAAGUGGAGCAAGCCGGUCAGCGCUGCGAUGCCCCUCCCGCACCUGCAGACGUAGGCACUGAAGCCGGCGGGCCUCCCGCACCUGCAGACGUAGGCGCUGAAGCCGGCGGGGGCUGGAACCGCAGGGUUAGGCGAGGCCGUAUCCCAGAUGAACGGGAACCGGAUGCCCAGCGAGUAAGUGCGCUAGAGAAGGCAUUGACUGGCUUUGCAGAGAGGCAGACUGAUGUUGUUGUUAAUCCAACAGUGGGGACCUGCUUCGAUUCGAUUACAGAGGCAUAUGAUUUUUAUAACCUCUAUUCCUGGGAAAUGGGGUUCGGUAUAAGGUACGGCAAGAGCAGGCGGAAUACAAAGGGAGGUAAAUGCAUGCAGGAAAUUACUUGCGUUAAUGCGGGUAAACCAAAUAUGGGCGGGAAAUCGCGCAGGUGCGAGUGCACAGCACUAAUUAGGCUACUCAGAACUGAUGACAAUGGAUGGUAUGUCACCCAGCAUAGGAAAGUGCAUAACCAUGCUUUUUCCACUACAUAUGGAAACAAGGUUCAUUGGCCAUCUCAUAAGCAUCUAGAUAAGUACACCAGGGAUUUGGUUCGUCAGUUAAGGCACAAUAAUGUUAAUUUAGGCGUGUACGAUACGAUUGCUUCUUUUUUUGGGCGAAUGGAGAAUGUCCCUUUCAAUAAGCGUUCGAUCAGGACACUGUGUGGGGAAGUUAUCCGUGAGCAAGCUGUUGACGAUGCUAGGAAGACCAUGGAGACAGCAGCUGCAUCUGGAGAAAGACCAGAAAACCAUACGGGGGAGGAGACGACAUUCAACUGUAUGGGCUUAGCCUCAACCACGGUUGGUUCCCCGAAUAUGCCGGUUGAGCCCCUGAGGUACCCUGAGCAGGACGAUACACACAGCAAUGCUGAGGCAGGCAGGCUGGCUGAUCUGUUGUUAGCUUUUGGGGAUUGUCACCUGGUGCUUAAAAGCUGCACCUAUGAUGAUCUCAUCAACUCCAACGGUACCAUGUCGGGUCUGGAAGAGGCAGUGAAGGCUGUUACACCCCAUCUUCAGCAGGGCAUUUUUGGUGACCUGUGGUCCAGGGCCCACAAUUCUGGAGGCGUCGUGUCAGCUCAGGUGCUGACCAUCAAGGACCUGUUCAGAUUCACGCGUUGGCUGACAACCACCACGGGCCAGCAUAAUCUGCGGUGCGUCCAGCAGCGUGCCAAGCUGGUCAAUUCUGGGAAGGCUGUCUUAGAGCCCGAGCAGAUAGCCCUCCUCCACCUUUAUCAGGCUGAGAAUGAUGAAUAUUCAGUUAAGAUGAACAAACUCCAGGGAGAAAGGGAUGCGAAAAUUGCCCACUAUAUGGCGAAAAUUGAUGAGGCCCGCAAGUCCUUCGAGGUCAGCAUUCAAGCUGCAAAGCAGCACUACCCUGUGUCCGCCUCCUAUGUCGCUCUGGAUAGCAAUGAACUCCGCGCGCAGUGCUGGACCAUGUAUCUCGCCCAAUGUCGGAAGGAGGCGAAGGAUCUGAACGCGAAGGCCUCAAACAUCGUCGAGAAGUAUGGGCCAGAGGUCAUACAGCGUCACCUAUUUGAAUUUUGCAGCCAAGAGACAAACCGUCAGGCCCUCCUCAAGUAUGCCCAGACCAAGGUCAAUAACCUGAAAGAGGCAGGAGAUGCCCGUGGAGAAGAUACUCUUCAUGACUACAUGACGCUCCUUGAUAUUGAAAAGGCUUAUGCGCUACUCGCUGCUGAAGAGCAAAUAGCCAAUUGCCCAGACACUUGUGGGGGCAGUGAGGAUGCGGAUCGCGGUAAUAUAAACAAUAUCAUUGCAAGAGGUGAGGCUGCUGAUGGUGCUCGAGGUGAUGGACAAGAUGGGGGUGAAGGUGCAUCCGAAGGUCCUCCGAGGCAAAAGCGUCAAAGGAACGACCAAGACUAUGUUUGGUGGUGACUCUUAUAGCAGGUGAUUCACAUUAAUCGUAAGAGGAUCGUGUGCAUGAUAUGUUUCCUUACCUUGCAAGUUCAAGGUGGGAUAUGAGGUUCAAAUUAGGUUGCAGGAGCAUUCAUGGGUUCUUAAUAUACCUCGCUGUGAGGUAUAUUAAAAUUUGUACAAUGGUUGCAGUACCAUAAACAUCCAUGUCACGGAAGCUUUCGAGAGGCUGGUGUGGUGUAAGCUAUAAUUCAGUUGAUGUCUUCCCAGGUUAACCUUUUCUAAUAGUGACGGCAAUCUGUUGGACGCUGACCAAAUCAGGAAAUACAUUGUUACCUCUUUA